Molecule: messenger RNA, 2764 nt
Organism: Gadus morhua (Atlantic cod)
Lineage: Eukaryota; Metazoa; Chordata; Actinopteri; Gadiformes; Gadidae
Gene: coq8b
Product: coenzyme Q8B
Exons: 16
Coding region: 99-2033 (644 amino acids)
Biological process (GO): ubiquinone biosynthetic process
Source: RefSeq, a predicted model, not a curated record
CUUCCGGAUACCAGAGCGUUACAAAACACUGGCAUGUUUCAUUCACUUAACUGUUUUUAACUAGAGGACAUCGUGUUCUGCUCCAUCGCGUUUUAAACAUGCAGCUCGCUGAGAUGCUGCAGGUGAUGAGGGGCGCAGGUAAAGUGGGGUCUGCCCUGGUGAGCACGCAAGGGGAACAUCUUAGGCUGAUGGCCUGCAACUCAUCCCUUGGGGGUGUCGCCCAAGCUGCCCAGGAUAUGGUGGAGGGACUGGUGGGCACUGCAAUGGGAGGCAGCAAGGCUCAGUCUUUGAAAGAGGACGUGUUCCCUGAUGCCGAGGGCUGGGAGAUGGAGCCGGAAGAGGCUGCCCAGUGGUCUGUUGGCUCAGAGUUCUCAGCCGGUGAAUCCAGGCAGAGCCAUGCUGGUCCUGAAGCCACUGCAGAGUCCACAUCAGGUACGUUACCAGGAGUGCCUCCACGCCAGGGGAACAGUCAAGGAGGAGCGGGCUGGCCGGGGCAGACGGCCAGGUUCCUCCACACCUCAGCAGGCCUCCACCACCGCUACCAGGCCAGGUUCAUCCAUGACACCGUGGUGGCCAGGCUCACACCGGAGGACAUCAAGAAGGCACGGGAGGCCAAGCAGGCCUUGGUCAAACCCGUCCGACAAAAGCUCAGUGACCGGGCCAGGGAGAGGAAGGUUCCUGCCACUAGGAUAAGCAGGCUGGCUAACUUUGGCGGGCUUGCAGUCGGGCUGGGGAUCGGUGCCAUUGCAGAGGUGGCAAAGCAGUCCUUUGGCAGCAAACGAUCAGGAGACGCCGGGGCGGUGAUGGACUCUCCGCUCCUGUCCGAGGCCAACGCAGAGAGGAUAGUGAACACGCUAUGCAAGGUCCGCGGUGCCGCACUCAAGAUCGGCCAGAUGCUCAGCAUCCAAGACAACUCCUUCAUCAACCCCCAGCUGCAGAAGAUCUUUGAGAGGGUCCGGCAGAGCGCCGACUUCAUGCCCCCCUGGCAGAUGAACAAAGUUCUGGCGGAGGAGCUGGGCUCAGGCUGGAGGGAUCAGCUGUUAUCUUUUGAUGACAAACCAUUUGCCGCAGCGUCCAUCGGCCAGGUGCAUCUCGGGGUUUUGAAAGACGGCCGAGAAAUUGCCAUGAAAAUCCAGUACCCAGGAGUAGCAGAGAGCAUCCACAGUGACAUAAACAACCUGAUGUCUGUACUGAAGAUGAGCGUCAUCCUGCCAGAUGGCCUGUUUGCAGACAGCAGCCUGGAGGUCCUCCAGAGGGAGCUCGCAUGGGAGUGUGACUACAAGAGGGAGGCGGAGUGCGCCAAGAAAUUUAGGACCCUGCUGGAGGGCCAUGAGUUCUUCCAGGUCCCUGAGGUGGUCGAGGAGCUGUCUGGGCGCAAGGUGCUUGCCAUGGAACUGAUCCACGGAGUCCCCCUGGACCGCUGUGUCGACCUGGAUCAGGAGACCAGGAAUAAGAUCUGCUUCAGCAUCCUGCAGCUGUGCCUCCGGGAGGUCUUUGAGUUCAGGUUCAUGCAGACGGAUCCCAACUGGGCCAACUUCUUCUACAACGCCGAGACCAACAAGGUCAUCCUGUUGGACUUCGGUGCAUGCAGAGGCUACGACGAGGCCUUCACAGAUGACUACAUACAGGUGGUGCACGCGGCCUCAGUGGGCGAUCGAGCAACGGUUCUCUCCAAAUCCAAGGACCUGAAGUUCCUCACCGGCUUCGAGACCAAGGCCUUCCAGGAGGCCCACGUGGAGGCGGUGAUGAUCCUGGGCGAGGCCUUCUCCUCCGCGGAGCCCUUUGACUUCAGCAGCCAGAGCACCACCAAGCGCAUCCACGGCCUGGUGCCCGUCAUGCUGCGCCACCGCCUCACGCCCCCGCCCGAGGAGAGCUACUCCCUCCACCGCAAGAUGGCUGGCUCCUUCCUCAUCUGCUCAAAGCUUGGCGCCAGCAUCGCCUGCCGGGGCAUGUUCCUGGAGAUCCACCGGGCGUACCAGGAGCGGAGCAAGCGGCAGGCAGAGGCUGCCGCCGCCAUCGAAGGCGCUGCUUAGAUAAACAACGCGCCGUGUUGUGGGAUGGACCCGAGAUGUACUCCCUGAGCUCUGUGGACGUGUGAGCCUGCUCCCGGGGGCCAGGGGUUGUUUAUGUUCUGCUGUCGCGAGAGGAGAGGAGUCCUGAACUACUGUGCAUGCGUGUGUGUGGGCGGCAGGUCCACACCUCUGGCUUGUAACAGUGUGUGAACUCUGACCUGGCUGAUAACUGGCAGUUGUUGAUUGGGUGGAGCUGCUGUGGGUUUGACUUGAACUGGUUGUCUGGACUCUGGCGAUCUCCUCAACUGAUGCACUCCAGUGACUUCUCUGACACUGAACUGGUAUCAUGAAAUAGGAAGCUACUAUAUAUUUAGUUGAUGAUAAAUAUACUUGUAUUUGUAUAAUAAUUAUCUGCAGUAAUGUAUUAAUAAAGUUUUCUUUUUUCGUUUUUUUGAUUUAUUUAUGCUCGAUCAAUGUCAAACGAUACACUGUAGACGUCCAAGGCCAUGCAGAUGCUGAUAUGCAAUAAUGUUGCCAAGGGCAGGUCUACACAUGCAACAUGUUCCAAGAAGGUAGUAAUUAUGUGAAAAGCCUCUUGUGGUAAUAGACAAGAGGCUCUUCACUUUAUGACAUGGUUUAUUAAUAGUCUGUUGCGUUUUCCUUCAGUUUGCAAAGAACUGUUUUUUCCUGGCAUAGAACUUUUUUUUCUCCUUGCCAGGAAUAUGUGAGAAUAAAAAAGAAAUACCUCCUUU